This is a messenger RNA of Orbilia oligospora ATCC 24927, 801 nucleotides long. RefSeq lists its product as uncharacterized. Gene Ontology annotation, cellular component: cytoplasm; F-actin capping protein complex; actin cortical patch. Bases 1 to 801 code for a protein of 266 amino acids. Gene Ontology annotation, biological process: barbed-end actin filament capping; actin cytoskeleton organization; cell morphogenesis. Gene Ontology annotation, molecular function: actin filament binding. The transcript has 5 exons. Lineage: Eukaryota; Fungi; Ascomycota; Orbiliomycetes; Orbiliales; Orbiliaceae. The record is from RefSeq and is a predicted model, not a curated record.
AUGACCGACCCCUUCGAUUCAGCCUUGGACCUCCUCCGCCGUCUUAACCCCAAACACAUCACCAAAAACCUAAACGCCUUGAUCGGCUUGGUUCCGGACCUCACCGAAGACCUUCUAUCAUCUGUCGAUCAACCAUUGCAGAUUUCGAAAUGCAAGAAGAGUGGAAGAGAAUACCUUCUUUGCGACUACAAUCGCGACGGUGACAGCUAUCGAUCGCCAUGGAGUAAUGAAUUCGACCCACCACUAAGUGACGGAACCGUGCCGAGCGAGAAGGUCCGGAAGAUGGAAAUUGCAGCGAAUCAAGCUUUUGAUGUCUAUAGAGAAUUGUACUAUGAGGGCGGUGUUUCUAGUGUCUACUUCUGGAAUCUAGACGACGGUUUCGCUGGUGUAGUGCUCCUGAAGAAGUCUUCUGCUGCGACUUCGAAGAAUACGGGAACUUGGGAUUCUAUACACGUCUUUGAAGCUCUUGACAGGCCCAGGCAAGCACAUUAUAAGCUCACCAGCACAGUUAUCCUCAAUAUGGAGAACACCUCAGACGUUAUUGGAACUAUGGACCUCAGUGGUAAUAUGACACGUCAGAUCGAAGCGGAUCUUCCAGUGGAGGACGAUAAUUCUCAUAUCGUGAAUAUUGGUCGGCUCGUGGAGGACAUGGAGUUAAAGAUGAGGAAUUUGCUGCAGGAGGUUUACUUUGGCAAAGCCAAGGAUGUCGUCAAUGAUCUAAGAAGUGUCAGCAACCUCACGGAAGUUAACAGGGAGAGAGCUGCGCAUUCGGACGUCAUGUCUGCUAUGCUCAGACGGUAG